AUGUCGUCGGCAGCGACCGCAAUCUCCUCACACACACGCAGCAAGAGCCUGCGGGUCCCUGCCUCAGACUCCUCAUUCCUAAAGCGGUCCGUGGGCACGCCGACAAACUUGCAGCAAGCAGCCGGACCUUCGCAUGUUAGUCUGUUUUUGACGAAUUUGAGACUGCUGGAUUUGGAUAAAAGACAGGAUUGGCCGGGGAUUACGCCGGUUACGUUUACGACGAAGGAUUCGCAGCAGAAUAUUAAGAAGAGGAUUCAGUGUGUGGAGUGGGCGCUUUUUCGGCUGUUUGAGAUUUGGGAGCCGGAGGAGGCGAGGGAGAAACUUCAACCCUUCUUUCCGCCACUCGAACCGCUCCAGUCACUCAACUUGCGCACGGCGCUCUUUCGAUGUCUCGACCAGGCGAAAAAGAAUGGCACCCUGGGACGGGAUGCAGUCCUACGGAAGACCAUGCUGGAUGAGUGCAAGGGCGAACGAUUGGAAGAAGUCCUAUCCGUCUUCUCCACAGCCGUCGUGAAGCGCUCGGUUCGCGAGAAUCAAGAUGGUCCCGAGGCAAUCGCUCUCCGCCUCGCUAUGGAGAACUUCUCUUACACCGGCGAUCGCGCUAGUCUUUCAGCGCUGGUAUUGGCGCACAAAGGCAGCCUGCGGAAGAAAAUCGAACAGAAAGAUCGGGCACGGGAGAUCUACAACGAUUUCUCGGGACUGCUGGAGUUGAAAGAUCGGCAGAUAACGAGGCGCAGGGAGCAGUUGAAGGUGGCUAUUGAGGAGGAUGAGAAUACGGAAUACAUAUCGAAGGCGGAGACGUAUGAGGUCCAGGAACGGGCACGCAAGAACUGGUACGGAAGUGAUGAUUGGCUCGAAAGUAUAUUACAGAGUGACCGGCAGGCGCAGACCGAUAUACUAUUCUCCGAGCCAUACGACCAGGUAUGGAAAUACGUCGAGAAGGGAAGGAUUGGGGAGAUUGAAGAUAGCCAGCGGAAAGGCCUGUUACGGCAAUUAGACGCCAGGGUGAAGGAGCAAAAGAACCGCUACGUAACGUGGCAGAAUUUCGAAAAGUCUAUCAAGGCCAGGCGCUCGGAUUCUAGCAAGGAGAAUGCUGCGAUAUCCACCAAGCCGGCUAAGGAUCUGAGUAUCAGCUUUGGGGCACACGAAUCGCUACAGCUGCCGAGAAAUCCUCUACAGUCUACGAAAAGCUGGGAGCCGCUCCCUGAACAGGCGGAACUGUUAGCAAAUCUUCAAAGGGAACUCGCGGAUGUUGGGAAGCUAAAGCACGCCGAGAAAUUACCGAGACGCCGGGUUUCCACGCGAGGGGGGGCAUCAGAACCGCAGCCGGAGGCAGUUAGUGAACCGCAACCUCUGGAUGAUGAGAAGGACUGGGAAUCCAACACCGACACCGACAAGCAGGAGACUCCCGUUCCUCAGCGUCGACACACGCGGCGCAGGGUAGAGCGGCGGAGAGUCGUAGCGCCACCACCGGAAUCGUCAGAGACUGAAGAUGUCUCUGACAGCGAUGACCAGAAGGUUGAGCAGGAGACACCAGUUCCCCACCACCGUCGGCCUUCGUGCCUUGUGGCUGAGAAUCAUAGCGAUGCGGCACCGCCACCACCACAGGAACCGUUCUCCGAGAUCGAAGAAGCUACUGAUAGCGACAACCAACAGUUUGAGCAGAUGACUCCUAUUCCUCGGCAUCGCAGUGCAGGACUCCCGCCGCCAUCAGAGACGGACGAAGCCACAGACAGCGAUAAUCAGCCGGUUGAACAGGAAACUCCAGUUCCCCAACGCCAGUCCCGCAUCGUACCAAUCUACCGCACCGCAUCACCACCACCCGAACCAUCCUCCCUCUCAGCCACCUCCCCCAUCCCCUCCGACCCCCCCUCUCCACCCGCCCCCCGCAUCCUCUCAACAAUCUCCGAUGUGCCACCAGCCUCCCGCCCCUCCCCUCCCAUCCCGUCCCCAGACACGACGCACCUCCCCCUUUAUACCCCCGCCACCUCCCCCUCCCCCCAAAACCGCGCCACAUCCUCUCCCUCGCCGAACGAACACGCAUGUCCAUGUCUCGCUCCCUCCCGCGCGCUAGCGAGCAGGACUUCGAUUCCCCCCCCGACCUCCCCCCGCCGCGGUUGUCACCAAGCAUCGCCACAGACCCAGAACUCGAUCCCGCAGCAGCGGCAGCAGCAGCAACCGCAAAACGGCACGGAGACCUCCUAG
Messenger RNA from Pseudogymnoascus destructans, 2205 nucleotides. RefSeq lists its product as uncharacterized. The coding region runs from base 1 to 2205 and encodes 734 amino acids. NCBI's taxonomy places the organism in Eukaryota, Fungi, Ascomycota, Leotiomycetes, Thelebolales, Thelebolaceae. The transcript has 2 exons. The record is from RefSeq and is a predicted model, not a curated record.